AUGAGUCUGGUGCGACAAAACUUCCACGAGGAGUGCGAGGACGCGCUCAACAAGCAAAUCAAUUUGGAGCUAUACGCCAGUUAUGUCUAUCUGUCCAUGGCGUACUACUUUGACAGAAGCGAUGUCGCAUUACCGGGUCUGUAUAAGUACUUCAAGAAGGCGUCGGACGAGGAACGCGAACAUGCUAUGAAAUUUCUGACUUAUCAAAACAAACGAGGUGGCGACAUCGUGCUGACGGACAUCCAGGCGCCGUCCAGGAGAAACUGGAACAGCGCGAAAGACGCUAUGAUGGAGGCUUUGCAGCUAGAGAAGAGAGUAAAUCAGAAGCUGCUCGAGCUUCACGGGAUUGCUUCGACACACAACGACGCGAAUUUCAUGGAUUUUUUGGAGACUGAAUUCCUGCAGGAGCAGGUGGACGCGAUAAAGGAGAUCUCCGAUCAUGUGACGAAUCUGGAGAGAGUCGGGGAAGGUCUCGGUGUCUUUAUCUAUGACAAGGAGUUAAAAGAUUAAAAAAAAUAAUAUCGCAUCUAAGAGAUUUGCCAAAAUAAUUAAAUAAAAUAAAGAACAAAAUAAUUGAAUAAAAUAUAAAAACAUUUAAGUGUAGGGGACUUUAGAUACCCCAUAAACAAAAUGUUAGGCAGAAUAUCGGCGGAUUUGAUCAGAAAAUGUCAGCAGACUGACAUCAACUGCGAUUGCAUUCUUCUUUCAUUCUGUCGACAGAAUUGAUCUAUUCACUUAAUCAGACAACAAAUUGACGGCAGAAAUAUCAGAAUUUGCUGACAGAAUCUGAUAGUAUUAAUAGAUUGACAACAAAAAUCGGACAAAAUCUGUGUUGUCACCGAAUACUUGCAAAAUUGCUGCUAGGUGUUCGUUGGUAUAUGUUUUCCCAUUAAAAAUUUAUCAAGCACUAUAUAACUACAUACA
Messenger RNA from Trachymyrmex cornetzi, 924 nucleotides. It is a transcript of the gene Fer3HCH, whose product is annotated as Ferritin 3 heavy chain homolog. Gene Ontology annotation, biological process: intracellular iron ion homeostasis; iron ion transport. Gene Ontology annotation, molecular function: ferrous iron binding; ferric iron binding. NCBI's taxonomy places the organism in Eukaryota, Metazoa, Arthropoda, Insecta, Hymenoptera, Formicidae. The transcript has 3 exons. The record is from RefSeq and is a predicted model, not a curated record. Bases 1 to 510 code for a protein of 169 amino acids. Gene Ontology annotation, cellular component: cytoplasm.